CUGGAGAAGGGAGGAAGGGAAGUUUGCACCAACCAGUCGUGAAUGCAACUUGAAAGAUUUCACACAGCAAAAGGAAAAAAUGAAAAACGAUUUCAUUAGCUCAAGAUGACCUCAAACUGACUGUGUAGUUGAAGAUGACUUUGAACUCCUGAUCCUAUGGCUCUCCCAAAUGCUGGGAUAACAGCCCACUAGACUAGAAAUCCCGGAGACAGCGAUUUCUCACGACACUGCUGUCUCGCACCACGUGCUCCGGACGCAGACCAGCCAUUGGUCGGUUUCCCUCGAGGGGGCGUGCCCCGCGCAGCUGUGGCACAAGAUGGCGCUGCCCUUUGCACGUUGUUGGAACUUGUACCGCUGGGGAACCAAGCGAUGGGGGGUCCCCGCCAGGGAAUCCCGGAGAGGCAUCAGUUUCAAACUGGAAGAAAAAACGGCCCACAGCAGCCUGGCACUCUUCAAAGGUGACACGGGUGUCAAAUAUGGCUUGGUGGGACUGGAACCCACCAAGGUGGCCCUGAACUUGGAGCGCUUCCGGGACUGGGCAGUGGUGCUCGCAGACACCACAGUCACCAGUGGCAGACAUUACUGGGAGGUAACUGUGAAGCGCUCCCAGCAGUUCCGGAUAGGAGUGGCAGAUGUCGACAUGUCCCGGGACAGCUGCGUUGGUGCUGAUGAUCGUUCCUGGGUGUUCUCCUAUGCCCAGCGCAAGUGGCACAGCAUGUUGGCAAACGAAAAAGCCCCAAUUAAGGGUAUCGGGCAACCAGAGAAAGUGGGGCUCCUGCUGGACUAUGAGGCAAAGAAGCUGAGCCUAGUGGAUGUGAAUCGGAUCUCUGUCAUCCACACACUACAGACAGAUUUCCGGGGCCCAGUGGCACCUGCGUUUGCUCUUUGGGAUGGAGAGCUGCUAACGCACUCAGGACUUGAAGUGCCCAAGGGCCUCUAAUGUGGCCAAGACCCUGAAACAUACUCAUGGUCAGCUUUCUGUUCUUAGUGUCUAAGGUUAUUUUACUUUGUCUCAAGCAACUGGUAGCUCUCACAACUCAGUUGGGAACCUUCGUGCAAUAUUUUAGCCAUCUUCCUCUGGUCCCUACUCUAUAGGAGCUAGGUAUGCAGCCAAACUUCCCCAGUUUCCUAGAUCAUCGGGAAUGUCCUCCUGAGGCCACUAAUGUGGGUCCUUCUACUUGCGCCCAGGCAUCUUAGACUGUUCAGUCCUGAGCUCCUGUCUCUCAGCCAGUAUAUCUCCUUCCCUUAUCCACAUGGAACUUGUUUUGGGAGCUCACCUGAUUCUCUAGAGUAAAUGCUCUCUACCUCUGGCUGGAGGAGUAGCAGCCACAGACUUGGCCUUUUCUCUGAUGCACCUCAGAUUCUCGGGUUCUAGCUCCCUCGGUAGUACCUCAGCUCUAGAGAUGUCAGUCCCACACAGAUGCAGCUAUCCCACUCUGAGUCCAUCUGCUGUCCUCUGGACACUUCUGAUACCCAGGCAGUUUGCCAUAACCAUUGUGCCAGUCACUGUGCCAGUUAUGUGACAAAGGGAAAGAGAUACUAGGGAGACAUGUAGGGAGGGCUAUGGUACCAGAAACGCUACUGUUGAUAAGUUCCUUCUGCGCAUCUGCACCAGUUUUAAAGCUCCAGAGAAAGGACAGCAGUUUUACAUAAUCCAUUUUGGAGCCUGUUCAGACCCACAGUUCCCAGACCCCUGGGCCACAGAAUGUAUUGUGCAAAUCAAAGCAGUAUUUUGGCUUGAGGAAAACCCUGGUGGAACAGAUGAAUAUGUAUGGGAAAAAUAUAGUUUGGAUUUGUCUGA
Rattus rattus (black rat) is the source of this 1801-nucleotide messenger RNA. It is a transcript of the gene Spryd4, whose product is annotated as SPRY domain containing 4. Bases 317 to 940 code for a protein of 207 amino acids. NCBI's taxonomy places the organism in Eukaryota, Metazoa, Chordata, Mammalia, Rodentia, Muridae. The record is from RefSeq and is a predicted model, not a curated record. Gene Ontology annotation, molecular function: protein binding. The transcript is spliced from 4 exons.